GUGCUGGAACCUCAGGUGGAAAAGUCAGCUUUGUUCCUGGCGGAAGCAAGGAGAGGGGGGCCUUGUAGGUGCCCGCGCUCCCCUCAGAAAGGUCACUGGCGCAGGCACUGAGGGAUAUUUGAGGGCGGAGACAAGGAGGAGGCUGUGUGCUUACAAAGUCAGUGACCUGCCUUUAAAAUAGCAAGUGAACACUUGCUGCUGUGAGGACUGUGCCUGGCGAGGAGGUGGUCCUGUCGUGCGGGUGGAGUUACCAGGCUAGGGCCUCCUCACUCCGCCAUCCGCGCGCCCACGCUGAAGUAGGACAAGGUGUGCCGGAGAAGGCCGCUUGCACCUGCGCUGCCACCUUCUAGCUGGAUCCUGUGACUCUUCGGGGCACUCCUCGUUCAGUGGAAGGGGGCAUUGUAUGCCUGUCCCUAGGAGGUGUACUGAUGCUGAAGGACUAUGAGCUUUCAGAAGUUCUGGAAAGACUAUAAAGUUCUGAUUGUUAUGGUACCUGUAGUCGGACUCAUACACUUGGGGUGGCACAAAAUCAAAAGCAGCCCUGUUUUUCAAGUACCGAGUAAGGACGACGUUCCUGAACCAGAUAGUCUGGCACUUGCAAAUCCUCAGAAGAGCCACGUCCAAGGGAAAUAAGAGACUUGCAGUCUUUGGAAAGAAGCAGCUUUGAAUCACCUUGAUAUUGAAAGAGGAG
This is a messenger RNA of Talpa occidentalis (Iberian mole), 691 nucleotides long. Its product is annotated as MKKS centrosomal shuttling protein. Lineage: Eukaryota; Metazoa; Chordata; Mammalia; Eulipotyphla; Talpidae. Bases 442 to 633 code for a protein of 63 amino acids. The record is from RefSeq and is a predicted model, not a curated record. The transcript is spliced from 3 exons.